CCCUUCUUCAUCCCAUCUUUCCUUCUCCGAGAAGUCUCUUGGCCGCCAUCCCUAGGCCCUUCUGCCGCCGCUGUCCACGGAUCAUCUCCCUCAAGAGGCGAUGGGGAAUCAAUCCAAGAAGACGGCAUCGAGAUGCACCACGGAGGCAGAAACUGGCAUCCACAGGUUCGAGAUCAUCGGGUACAACCUCAAGAGGGGCAUUGGCAUCGGCAAUUUCUUCCAGUCGGACACCUUCACGGUCGGUGACCACAACUGGGCCAUCCGCUUCUACCCUGAUGGGGUAUCCAAGGGCACCAAAAUGUUUGUCGCUAUCUCUCUGGAGCUCAUGACCAAUGAUGCCGAGGUGCGGGCAUGCUACAAUCUGUUUUUGGUGAACCAAGAUUCAGGGCAUUCGGAGAGUAUCAUGAGCCUCCACUCCACAGCAAUACCGUUCGAGUCUCACAAUUAUUUUGUAGCAAGAGAAAACAAGCUUGAAGCAGGUUGCUAUGUCAGGGACGAUUGCUUGACGAUUGAGUGUUAUCUCACAGUCAUCAAGGCUUCCCAGCUAUGCAAAAUAAAGGGGGGCCUUGAAAUUCAAGUGCCGCCCUCAGACCUUUCAGAGCAUUUUGGUAGGUUGUUUCUGGAGGAAGAAGGAGCAGAUGUGAUUUUCAUGGUCAGAGGUGAGAGAUUCCUCGCGCACAAGAUCGUACUCGCCACACGGUCUCCUGUGUUCAAGGCGCAACUGUCAUAUGGACAGAUGGAGACAACGGCGCACUGUGUGCCCGUGGAGGACAUGCAGCCUGUUGUCUUCAAGGCCCUGCUGAACUUCAUUUACACUGAUGCGCUGCCUGACUCUUUUGAUGAUCUUGAUGAGGAGGAUUACAGCGAAGUUAUCAAGCAUUUACUUGCCGCUGCAGACAUAUAUGCCAUGGACAGGUUGAAGUUGCUGUGUGGAAGUAUUCUUGUCAAACACCUUCGUGUGGAGACCGUGGCGACUACAUUGGCUAUAGCGGACCAGCAUAAUUGCGAGAGUCUCAAACAAAUCUGCAUUGAGUUUAUGGCAUCUUCAGAUAAGAUGGAUGCGGUUGUGGCAACUCAAGGCUAUGCAAAUCUCAAAAGAACUUGCCCUUCUAUCUUGGUAGAUGUGUUGGAGAAGAGAAGCAGGCGCUGCAAAGCAUAGAUUCUCAACUCAUGGCCCAUGAGGAGUUGGCUGUUUAGUUCUUAAAUUUCAAAAAUAGCUUGCUUGUUUUCCUAGAGUACUAUGUGAUGACUUGAACCUAUGGUUGUAAGUUUAGCUUCUUCAUU
Molecule: messenger RNA, 1284 nt
Organism: Panicum hallii
Lineage: Eukaryota; Viridiplantae; Streptophyta; Magnoliopsida; Poales; Poaceae
Product: BTB/POZ and MATH domain-containing protein 1-like
Exons: 2
Coding region: 101-1159 (352 amino acids)
Biological process (GO): protein ubiquitination
Molecular function (GO): protein binding
Source: RefSeq, a predicted model, not a curated record